CUGUUCACCUGCCACCCAUUUUCUCGUCUCUGUCAUCACCAGCUCCCACCGGCUCCCACCACCUCACGUCGGCCGCCUCUCUUUUGGAGAUAGCUUCAGCAGCAAAAAGAACAUCACCAUCGGCGAUGCUGCCGUUGAACACUCCAAUCGCUCGACCAAGCCACACUCGUUAAAUCCAUUCCGACCGACCUCAUCCACGCCCAUCAUGAUCGAACCCUCCCUCCGCGUCCGACGCGCCAUCACAGCAAACGACCCCCUCCUCGUCAAACGAAUCCUCAAAUCCCACCCCCGCCUCCUCCACAACCCAGACCCUUCCCCCGAAGCCCUCUCCAACUCGAACCUCCACCUCGCCGCCUCCCUAGGCCACCUGCCCAUCGCCAAAGUCCUCGUCGACCACGGCCACGAACACCCGGACCCAGCCCUCAACGAGCACCACCAAACAGCCCUGAUGCUCGCCGCCGCCGCAGGCCACACCGACGUCGUCCACUUCCUCUGCGAACGAACCCCGCACGUCAUCCUCCGGCGCGACAUACGCUGGCGCGACGCCAUCAUGGAAGCGAGCCGCGGCGGGCACGACACCGUGCUCCAGAUCCUGCUGACGUACGUACCCGAGGGCGCGCGCGCCGCCGUGCAGAGGGCGGAUCUGGAUGGUAAUACGGCGCUUCAUUUCGCGAGCAGUAACGGGAACUUGCUCGUUCUGAGGACUCUGCUUGCCGCUGGCGCCGACGCGGAGAGGAGGAACGUGUGGAGCUGGACGGCCAUGUCGUAUAGCGCUACCGUGCAGGCUGAGGUGUACCUCAAGGGGCUCGUUACCGAGGUGGAGCGGCGCAAGAUGGUGAGGCAGGAGGUUGAGCAGCUCAAGAACUCUGUCAAAGGGGCGGCUAGCAUCAAGGGCGGUGCUGUGCGGGUUGUCGAGGAGGACGUUGAGGUUGAGGACUGAGGCUGUCUAGGAUUUGGGCUCACUCAGCCUUUGACCUUUUCCGAGUCAUCAGCUAACGGGAGUUUGCGCGUUUCUCAAUCGACAUGGGCUCAGCACUCGACGGGACUUAUGGAUGACGGGAAUCUCGGAGCUCAGAACUUGUGA
This is a messenger RNA of Colletotrichum phormii, 1084 nucleotides long. RefSeq names its product ankyrin repeat-containing domain protein. NCBI's taxonomy places the organism in Eukaryota, Fungi, Ascomycota, Sordariomycetes, Glomerellales, Glomerellaceae. The record is from RefSeq and is a predicted model, not a curated record. The transcript has 2 exons. The coding region runs from base 206 to 940 and encodes 244 amino acids. Gene Ontology annotation, molecular function: protein binding.